CCAGGCAGUACCCGAGCCUACUUGGUACACUUCAGCAUUCCCCCCGAUUUCCUGCUGACUUCCCCUAUAAGACUAUUUGGCCCUUUCCCCCCCUCCCAGGACUUUCUUCCACCUCUACACUACUUUCACAUUCCAUCACUCUCCCCUCUUCUCCCCUUUCUCUUCUCUUCUCGCGACGAAGCCCCCUACAUCCCUUGGUCAGGGCCCCUUUCAGCACAUCCUCUCUCAUACGAUGUCUACCGCUACCCCCGACAAGGCCACCGCGCCUAAGCUCGAGAAGAAGCCCGUCAAGUUCAGCAACCUGCUGCUUGGUGCGGGUCUGAACAUGUUCGAGGUCACUACGUUGGGUCAGCCGCUGGAAGUGAUCAAGACAACCAUGGCCGCCAACCGGGGCGACAGCUUCGCCGGUGCUAUGGGUCGGAUUUGGGGCCGUGGCGGGAUCCUCGGUUACUAUCAGGGACUCAUUCCGUGGGCCUGGAUUGAGGCCUCCACCAAGGGCGCCGUGCUCCUCUUCGUCGCCUCCGAAGCCGAAUACUACGCCCGCUCCUUCGGCGCGAACGACUUCUUCGGUGGUAUCGCUGGUGGUAUGACCGGUGGUGUUGCCCAGGCCUAUGCCACCAUGGGCUUCUGCACCUGCAUGAAGACCGUGGAGAUCACCAAGCACAAGAUGGCCGCUGCCGGUGUCAAGCCCCAAAGCACCUUUGCCACUUUCAUGGAUAUCUACCGCAAGGAGGGUAUCCGCGGUAUCAACCGUGGUGUCAACGCGGUCGCCAUUCGUCAAACUACUAACUGGGGUUCCCGCUUCGGUCUGUCCCGUCUGGCCGAGUCGGCCAUCCGCAAUGUCACCGGCAAGGAUGAUGGCCAGAAGCUGUCUCCUUGGGAGAAGAUUCUUGCUUCGGGUCUCGGUGGUGGUCUGUCUGCCUGGAACCAGCCUAUUGAGGUUAUUCGGGUUGAGAUGCAGAGCAAGACUGUGGACCCCAACCGCCCGAAGAACUUGACCGUCGGCAAGACUUUCAAGUACAUUUACGAUUCCAAUGGCCUGAAGGGCCUGUACCGUGGUGUUGCGCCCCGUAUCGGUCUGGGCAUCUGGCAGACUGUCUGCAUGGUGGCUCUGGGUGACAUGGCCAAGGAAGCUGUUGAGAAGCUGACUGGCGAUACCGUCACCGCGAAGCACUAGAGGAGGUUUGAAAUACCCUUCUACUAUGCAGUAGUCUGGAGAAAAGAAAUAUCAUGCGGACUUCGUCGCGCAAUCCACAUCCAUAAUUUCGUCUGCUCUCCUUUGCCUGCCUCAUUUGUUCUAUUUACUGGGGCAAGGACCAGACUCGAUCGAUACCCAUGAAAUUCAUUUGCAAUUGUGUCUGUGAUACUCCUCAACGAGAGCGCCCAUUUCUAUGUCCACAUCUCAAUUCCUCUAGUCCCUGGUUGGCCUUUGUAGUUUACCUUCAAACCUUCUUGUGGCCUUUCCUUUUUGACUUUUGCCUAUUGUUUUUUUUUUAAUUGUCUCGUGUCCGACAACAGAAUAGACUUAGAAGUAGUCGGCUACAGGUCACCUGCCACCGAUCAUUCCAACCCCAAAUCUAUUGGAUAUAUUUUUUUUAACU
Molecule: messenger RNA, 1601 nt
Organism: Penicillium brasilianum
Lineage: Eukaryota; Fungi; Ascomycota; Eurotiomycetes; Eurotiales; Aspergillaceae
Source: the annotation of a GenBank genome assembly